UUAGUCCAAAUCAUCCGAUUUACGAAAUGGUCGAACGCUUUGGACUUUUGCAACAUAAAAGACCUGAUGAAUCUUGUAAUUAGUGUUCAGGAAAGCGCCUGUAGGAGGCCGGUCGUUCUUCAGUGUCGUGACGGAUACAGUCAGAGUGGAUUGUUUACGGUUCUAUGGUGCCUCGUGGAGCGAUGUCAACGGGAUGGGGAGGUGGCGGUGGCAGAAACAGUGAAGAUGAUCAGAAGACGGAGAAAACAAGUCCUAACUAACGAGGCACAAUAUCGGUUCUGCCAUCAGUUCAUGAAAGAGUAUAUCGAGGGCAGCCUGGUAUAUGUAUAUGAACAGAUUAAACUUCCUUGAAUGAUUUUUUUAGGAAGAUUUUAUUGACUGAAUCAUAUGAGGAACAUAUCGUUUAUCUGCGUGAAAAGCAAGACAUGUAUUUGAAGAUGUUUAAUAUCCUUGUGUUGUGUGCACAUUACAUUAUUUCAUAUGCAUACAUUUAUUACAGAAACUAACAUGACUCCACGUGCAAAUAGUUGAAUCUUAAAAUAUAAUGUAUAGUUUUACAGUUGACAAAUGCUUUCUCUCUUAUCUGUUUUCAUACUUUUUGGUCAACCUUAUUGCGCAGCAUGUAUGUAGAGUUUAUGUCAUUAAAUAUUUAACCCAAAGUCAGCAUACGAUGAUGCUUUUCUUACAGAGAAUAAAUUUACAUGUAGGUGGAUG
Dreissena polymorpha is the source of this 714-nucleotide messenger RNA. RefSeq names its product receptor-type tyrosine-protein phosphatase-like. Lineage: Eukaryota; Metazoa; Mollusca; Bivalvia; Myida; Dreissenidae. Gene Ontology annotation, molecular function: protein tyrosine phosphatase activity. The record is from RefSeq and is a predicted model, not a curated record. Gene Ontology annotation, biological process: protein dephosphorylation. The coding region runs from base 67 to 351 and encodes 94 amino acids. The transcript has 3 exons.